Macrobrachium nipponense is the source of this 2305-nucleotide messenger RNA. RefSeq names its product gastrula zinc finger protein xLCGF3.1-like. NCBI's taxonomy places the organism in Eukaryota, Metazoa, Arthropoda, Malacostraca, Decapoda, Palaemonidae. The coding region runs from base 1 to 1101 and encodes 366 amino acids. The transcript is spliced from 2 exons. The record is from RefSeq and is a predicted model, not a curated record.
AUGAAUUUGAACCCCCUUUGGAAGCUGCUGAUGGACACAAAGCCAGAACUGAUAUUGCUGGCAUUGCUCAUUCUCUGUUCAGGAAACUCCAAGAAGUCAAAGGCAGAACCAGAAUUUUUUGACAGUGGUGAAUUUGAUGUGAACUGUUCAUCCCAGUUUAUUAAGUACGAGGGGGAGAGCUCUCCAAGCUGUGAGGACGAAAGCGGAAAGGAAAAGCUCUGUAUUGCAGAAGAAAAUAGACAUUUGGGUAGAAGCAACACAGCAGGGAAGCGAAUAACUUGUGCUGAAUGCCAAAGGACAUUUUCAAAAAUUGGCAACCUGAAAGCCCACAUGAGAACUCAUACAGGAGAAAAACCAUUUACUUGUUCUAUAUGCCAAAGAAGUUUUUCUCAAUCAACUAAUCUCACAAGACACAUGAGAACUCAUAUGGGAGAGAUACCACAUACUUGCUCUAUAUGUCAAAGAAGUUUUACUCGAAUAUCUCUUUUAAAAUAUCACUUGAGAACUCAUACAGGAGAGAAACCAUAUACUUGUUCUAUAUGUCAAAGAAGUUUUGCUCUCUUAAGUAAAUUAAAAAAUCACAUGAGAACUCAUACAGGAGAGAAACCAUAUAGUUGCUCUAUAUGUCAGAGAAGUUUUUCUAGUUCACAUAUUCUCAAAUAUCACCUAAGAACUCAUACGGGAGAGAAACCCUAUAAUUGCUCUGUAUGUCAAAAAAGUUUUUCUAGUUCACAUACUCUCAAAGCACACACGAGAACUCAUACGGGAGAGAAACCAUAUAAUUGCUCUGUAUGUCAAAAAAGUUUUUCUAUUUCACAUACUCUCAAAGCACACAUGAGAACUCAUACAGGAGAGAAACCCUAUAAUUGCUCUGUAUGUCAAAAAAGUUUUUCUCGUUCACAUACUCUCACAGCACACAUGAGAACUCAUACGGGAGAAAAACCAUAUAAUUGCUCUGUAUGUCAAAAAAGUUUUUCUAUUCAAGGUAAUCUCAAAGCACACAUGAGAACUCAUACAGGAGAGAAACCAUAUACUUGCUCAGUUUGUCAAAGAAGGUUUUCUCAUCAACGUCAACUCAGAAGACACCAAAAUUCACACUAGACAGAAACUGUAUACUUGAUCUCUGUCGACGUAGUUUUUAUUCCAUGCUUUUAUUUUAACUUGACUUGUGCACCUGCCUGUCCUCAAAUGUUGUAACUCAAUUUUUGACAUGUUCCCUUCAACUUAUUGACUUGAAGUUUUGCAUGAUUACUCAGUUCCGGUCACAAUACAACCUUACAUAAUCAGUAGGUCAGCAGUGACCUCUAGUGACCCAACAGUGACUUAUCCCAGUAUCUCAGGAUUUGUAUGAAACUUUUGAAUUUUUCAAAACUUCUUUGAAUUGGUAGAAUCUGUCUCCUAUGUAACCCUUCCCCUUCCAUCCCCCUCCCCCUCCCCAGCAAAUGAUCAGGUGUUCAUUUAGCUGUCUUUCCACUACCCUUCCCUCUCCCCUCCCCUUCCCCUUUCAUUCCCUUCAUCUUCCAGAGCACACGACCAAGAGUGAAUUUAGAAUGCUGUACAGGGCUAGGUUAAGAAAUUUUCCUGUGCCUUCUUCACUUUUCUUGUUCCUGUGUAUUUUUUGUAUGAUUUCUAAAUGAAGAAUUGGUUUUGUCAUUGGCUGACAUGAACUUUUCUUCCUUUUGUUUUUCAGCAUUGUGCAUAUAUGCACUUGUAUAUGUAGUUGUCAGCUUGAAUAUUUCCAUGAAUUGUCAUUCGUAGUGGAAUUAGAAAGAUUGAUUUCUUCAUUACACAUCAAUGAAAGUUAGGUCAGUUUUAUUUGAUUAUUUUUCAUAUUUUCUUGGUUUUAGUAUUCUACAAAGAAUGUGAUACAUAAAUAGUAAAUCUUAAUGCUUCAUAUUAGCUCACUGUGCACAGUGGAAUGACUGUAUUCUGUUUUCAGCUAACCAGUCAAGUGUUCUGCCAGGACUUGCUUUGUAAGUGACCAAAGUCAUGUAUUAUUCUGAUCUGAUUAAACCUCUUUUUUAAGUUUAUUUUAAUGUAUAAACUUUAAAAAUACUGAUAAAUAAUAAAAGUAUUUUAUACAUAAAUACAACCUUUCACUUGACCUCAUUAAAACUCAGAUCUUCUUCUUCCCAGUUUGUUCCCAUUUUAAUAUGGGGUCGCCGUUUCGGAUGAGCCGUUUCCAUCUAUUUCUAUGAUGCGCUUCUGCCUCAUCAAUUCCCUUCUCAUGUAAGUCUCCUCUCACACAGUCCUUCCAUCUCUUUCUUGGUCUCCCUCUUCUUCUUCUUCCUUGCACCUCCACCCC